UUCACACAAACAUGUUUUUCAUGAUAUUAGUUACAAUUACAGUAGUGCUACUUUUGUAUUUAAUCAAUCUAUCAACAAAAAAUUUUGAUUACUGGGAAAAACGGGGUGUGAAAUAUGUUAAACCAUUACCAUUCGUUGGAAACUUAUUACCAACAAUAACAAAGUCCCAAUCUUUAGCUCAAAUUAUUCAAAAUUUUUACAAUGCAUUUCCAAAUGAAAGGUUUGUAGGAAUAUUUCAGUUUACUAGUCCAAUUCUCUUAGUAAGAGAUCCCGAAAUAAUAAAGUCAAUUACAAUAAAAAAAUUUGAUAAUUUCGUUGAUCACUCUGACUUUAUUGGCAGUGAUAUUGAUCCUUUGUGGACGAAAAAUUUAGUUGCUACCAAAGGUGAUCGGUGGCGGGAUCUCCGACAAACCCUAAGUCCUGUGUUUACAAGCAGCAAAAUGCGAACAAUGUUCGUUCUGAUGGAUGAUUGUGCAAAACAAUUAAUUAAAUAUUUUAAAGAGCAGAACCAAUAUGUUGUCGACAUAGAACUAAAGGACAUUUUUUCGAGAUACACCACUGAUGUCAUUGCAACUACAGCAUUUGGAAUUCAAAUUAAUUCACUAAAAAACAUAAAUAACGAUUUUAUAGUAUCAGGACGAGAAUUUGCAAACUUUUCAGGAUUAAAAAGACUUGUAUUUUUCAUGUAUGGAAGUUACCCGAAACUUGCUAAAUUUUUAAAUAUAAAACUAGUCAGCAAACGCCUUGGCAACUUCUUUAGAAAAAUUAUAAAUGAGACUAUAGCAUUACGAGAAGAGAAAAAUAUUGUGCGACCUGACCUCAUCCACUUGUUAAUGUCAGCAAGAAAGGGCAAAUUAAAAUAUGAAGAACAAAUGGAUUUACCAGAAGCAGGUUUUGCUGUGGUAGAAGAAUCUGAGUUGACAAAAUCCAAGAACAAUGUGAAUUUUUUGACUAAUGAGGAUAUAACAGCACAAGCUCUUAUUUUCUUUCUUGGUGGAUUUGACACAACUUCUUCUCUGAUGUGUUUUGCUGGAUACGAGCUUGCUGUUAAUCCCCACAUUCAAAAAAGACUUAAAGAAGAAGUCAUAGCUACCGAUCGUGACUCUAACGGACAAGUAACAUAUGAAAAACUUUUGAACAUGAAAUAUCUCGACAUGGUAUUGUGUGAAACAUUACGCAGGUGGACUCAAGGAGUAUUUCUUGACAGGAAAUGCACUAAAGGAUUUGAAAUUCAACCAGAAAGAAGUGAUGAACCUUUAAUAAAAAUUAAUACAGGAGAUAUUAUCUGGAUUCCUGCCUUUGGAAUCCAUCAUGAUCCAAAAUAUUAUCCUAAUCCAUAUGUUUUCGAUCCAGAAAGGUUUAAUGACAAAAAUAAAGACAAAAUAAAAGCAGGUACGUAUAUGCCUUUUGGCGUUGGACCAAGGAACUGUAUUGGAUCGCGAUUUGCUUUACUAGAGACUAAGAUUUUGUUGUAUUAUCUUUUGCUAAAUUUUGAUAUUGUUACCAACAACAAGACCCAAAUUCCUGUCAAACUCAAAAAAGGUGUUCCUCUAGUUUUACCAGAAAAUGGUAUUCAUGUGAGUUUCAGAAGAAACAACAAUUUUUGAUUUUUUUUAUUAUAUUCAUACAACUAUUCUUGAUAAAACUUCUGUAUAAUUGUGUUUAAAAGGUGUAAAUCAUAGCCUUAUUACUCUUUA
Messenger RNA from Tribolium madens (black flour beetle), 1697 nucleotides. RefSeq names its product cytochrome P450 9e2-like. The transcript has 4 exons. The record is from RefSeq and is a predicted model, not a curated record. Gene Ontology annotation, molecular function: oxidoreductase activity, acting on paired donors, with incorporation or reduction of molecular oxygen; iron ion binding; monooxygenase activity. Lineage: Eukaryota; Metazoa; Arthropoda; Insecta; Coleoptera; Tenebrionidae. The coding region runs from base 12 to 1607 and encodes 531 amino acids.